AUGUCCGCGCAAGCUUGGGAUCUCCCUCCACAUGAAAGAUCCCGAGAGAGCGGUGAGGAUUCUGUGGUUGCGACUACUAUAGGGGCGCCUGCACUUGCAGCGCCACCUGAACUUGAUUCAACUCAGACUGACGAUUCCCAGCUCCUAUUGCCAACCGUUCCAGUCAUCAGACCCAGAGCUCUCCAUCUCUCUCUCCGUUGCCUUCGGAGGGCUUAUGGCUUGUGCGCUCUUUUUUAUUGUUGGCCUUUGGGCCGUCGUGCUCUGAAAUCGAUGGUGUUUUUGUUUCUUUGGAAUGCAUUUUUACUAGUUUCUAUGGCACUUUGGCUUGGAAUGCCCUGGACGUACACUUGGGUGAUGGUUCUGGCCUGUUUCCUGCUCGUUAUGUGUGUCCUCGCGCCGCUCUACUUUUCAAUAGUAGUACGACGAAGCGAUUGGGAACUUACGUGGGAGCCAUUCAAUGUGCACAUGAGCUCGUCGGGGGUUUUGCUGGAAAUUGCACCUUGGCUGCCUUCGAGAUUCAGACCCGAAAUAGAGACUGUCGAGGACGAAGUGUGGGAAUUACUGCCUUUACCUUUACCAAAAGACCAAGUUCCUGCAAGCCCCGUUCUAAAGAUAACACCGGAAAAUGUUGACUACAAAGAGCCUGUGCGCCUAUUAGUUCCUUGCUGCCGCGGGGCGAGCAGAGUCUGGAGGUCCACUCAGUCCAGAUGGGAAGAAGUAGAAGCCGUUUUUGGAGCUGGGUACCUGGAAGUCUACUUGAGCCAUUUUUGCCUGUUGGUCGCGGGGCAAGACCCAAGCGCCGAAAUGUCCGUGAAGUUGGUCUGUUUCUGGCAGCGUUCAAACUCUGUGGCAAAACUGGUAUUUCUCGAGGAUGGCUGCCAAAAGUGUGACAGGGCCCUUACAGCAAUGCAGGGGCAUCCAGAGAUUCUUGGGAGCUUUGUCAGAUGCAUGCCUGAGCCAGUCAUCCAAUGCGACUCUGACAGUCAUGUUCGUAUUAUGCAGAACAACCAGGCCGUUCAAUCAGUGCAGCUGGGGUUGGGAAAGCCCCCCCAGAUUUCCAAAGCCAUCAUUGUUGCUUCUUCCACUUCCUGUGAAGUCAGUCUGGUUGUGGAUGGUAUGAUCAGGACAUACACUUUUUGGGAUCCAUCUCACUCUCAGAGCAUGUCUCCUUCGGCUCCACAUCGAGAUGUCGGCCGCGGAACGGGAUCCAGGCGCAAUCCACACGUCUUGCGACCUGGCCCACUACGAAGCGAUCCUUCCCGACAGAGGGCCCAAUACCGGGUUCAUUUGAUGCUUUCUGGGCGAUUCAACACAGACCUCAACAAGACCCGAAUCCGUGACCUCAACUCCGCGCUCCAACAGAGAGGAGUACCCACCUUUAUGGUGCGGGCCAUGCCUGGUGAUGAUUUUGGUCCAAUGACCAUGGCGGGCUUGUAUUUUGCCAAAAUGAUGGUGGCAGUCUGCACAAACGACUAUGGAGAGAUGACUGGUGCGGGAUACGAAACAUAUCAUGAGUUGAGCUACGCUUGGAAGCAUCAUCUGCCAAUCAUCCCUGUGAGAUUGUGUGAUCCAUAUCCACCAGAGCCUCCUGGCGAUGAGGGCAAGGCUCAAAACAGUUUCGUUCUGUCGUGCAGUCAAAUUUAUAUAGAUGCAAGAAGUAUGUCAACAGAAGAGUUGGCCGAUCAAAUCAACAAUGUUUGGCUGGCCUCCUGA
Symbiodinium natans is the source of this 1713-nucleotide messenger RNA. The record is from the annotation of a GenBank genome assembly. NCBI's taxonomy places the organism in Eukaryota, Dinophyceae, Suessiales, Symbiodiniaceae.